Molecule: messenger RNA, 2025 nt
Organism: Leishmania braziliensis MHOM/BR/75/M2904
Lineage: Eukaryota; Euglenozoa; Kinetoplastea; Trypanosomatida; Trypanosomatidae
Exons: 1
Coding region: 1-2025 (674 amino acids)
Source: RefSeq, a predicted model, not a curated record
AUGGAAGCACUCGUAGAGAGCAUCGUGCAGGGUGACGCGCGGGACGAGCUCACGGCAGCACAGCUGCAAGCCCUCAUUGGGCUUUUCACCUCAACCUCUGAGGCUCUGUCGCCGUCCCACGCGCUCUUCCGCAAGCUCUCCGCCACCCUUACGGCCCUCACUUCCCUAGAAGGCGCAUCUCAGUGCAUUCGGUUGUGCCUCCUCCUAUGUAGAGAGGUGUCGCACCGCAAAAUCAUUUCUGCACUUAUAGAGGCGCACAACAUACAGGUCGAGUCUAUGGCAACGCCGAGCAUCUCUGAACUGGCAGCGUCGCAUGUGGCGCAUCGCAGCAAUACCACGUACGAGACGACCGAAAACCUCAGCUUCCUGUCUCAGCUGGUUCUUGUCAUGGUGGCCUCGGCUGAGUCGAGGAUGAAGUCGUCCGAUCUCGUAGAUUUCAUUGGUGCCGACGUCGAGAGCACGGUGGAAGUACUGGUGUUCUGCUACGGAAGCGUGUGCGGGGCCCUUCCAGGAGUGUCCGCCGCCGCCUCCGGACUCUACCAGCUUCAUCUGGUCACCCGCCUCGUCGAGCUCCUUCGCGGGCUUACGUUCUGGACUACAUAUGAGGAACUGCACUCGAGCCUAGGGAUCGGCAGCAACGCGAAAAGGACGCUCUUGCAGUCCACUGGUAGCGUUUCGAUGAGCACCCUCUCUGGCCCGUUUCGCCACCACGUCGGCCAGCUCAUCUCCCACCUUGUGGCGUACGACUUCUUUGAUCCCAUGAGUACGUACCUGUCGCGUGCCCUCGGCGAACAUCUAGCAUCGCCUAGCAACUGCAGCCACAGCGACGGUGACGGGGAGACUGGGGUAAUGGCAUUGUCCUUGUUGCGCAACCACCUCCUGCUUCUCCAAAGUCUGCUGACACUGACAGACCAAUAUGCGCUCGUUCUGCGCAAGGCGCUGUGCCGUUGCGGGCUCCUCAGCAAGGUAUGCGGCCCUCUCCUGAGUGUCUUGUGCAGACCACAGGUAUCCCUACCUGGAGAAGGGUCUCUACUCGUGCAGACGGUGGCAGUCGCGGCAACAUUGACGUACCACAGCGGCGAAUGUCACCAGUUUUGGGUCAAGAAUAGCCACGUACUGGUGGCACUCACAGACCGCUCCGUCGCCAUGAUAGAAAGCUGCUGCAUUGAAGACCCGCGCACAUCUGCUGAGCUGGUGGCACAGCUGGUGCGCCUCGUCGUAAACUCGAACUCCAGCGAUGCUGUGGCGCCGUUACUAAAGAUGUGGAAAAGCGUCCUCGACUCCGGUGGCAAACACUAUGUUGCUUGCAGUCUCAGCAAUCCCAAGAACCGUAGCCGCCAGCUGGACAUCAGCAGUCCGUCAUAUGACGCACUGCGGUGCGUAUUUCGCGUGGACACCACCGCCCCACCGCCAUCGCCUCUCGCCGCGGGGUGUGGUACUGCCGACGGCCCACUUCGUCAGCGAAGACGAGGUUGUGGCAACGAGAGCCCGCGAAGCUUGAGCCGCAGACGAGGAAAGGGAGGCGGCGGGCGCACUCGCAGCCGUGGCAGAGCACCCUCAAGGCACCUUCGCCGCCGCGGUUCACGACAAGCGCAUCUUCAGAAACGCUUUCACCUCCUGGUGCAACGCGCAACGACCACAACAGCGGCGGCGCAGGAGCAGGCUCAGGCGCAACUCGACGCCCUUGAUUUGGUCAGUGAUUCCUCCUCUGGAGAAAGCAGCAACAACACGGCAGACGCGUACGAGUCGACUUCUGCUCGCCAGGUGGACUUGUCACGCUGGCGGAAAGGCCCACCCCCGAGAACGAUCCCCGUCCAGUACAUAUGUUCUCUCUCCCACUCAUUGAUUCGCUCGGCCCCGGUGUUGUCAUCCACCGGCUACCUCUUCGACGAAGACGCCAUCAUGGACUAUCUGCAGUACUACGAUGUCUGCCCCAUCUCUGGAGCGCCGAUGUCGUAUGCCGACUUGGCUGUGGAUACAGCGCUCAAGGAGGAACUUUGGAAGGUUCGAACCAACUUCAUGUAG